GUCGCGCGUGAACCGCGCACACGAACGUUCAUCAUCUUCUCGACCGAGCUGAACGCAACUCUCCAUUCCGCGAAAAAUGAGCGAGUAUUCCUCGUAUUUUUACGAAAGGAGGUGUUACAUUUGCGAACGAAGCGCUUCUUAUCCGAAGAAUCGCUAUGUCCCGAAAAAAUCGACGCAUAGAGUGAGAUUCACCGAGCCGAGCAAAAUGUUGAAAUCAGCCUCGCCGCAAUAUCCCAGCAGAGGAUCCGAUGCCCGAGUCAUUCGUUUGACCACGGAUCAAGAAGCUGUUCUCCAGGAACAGUUCAAUAGAUGGCCGAGGGCACCUCAUACAGCUGAUAUCGUUCUACUGGCGGCCGAGACAGGACUUUCCGAAGCCGAUGUCGAGGCUUGGUACUCUAUCCGAUUAGCACAGUGGAGGAAAGAACAGGGUCUGGGAGGAAAUCUUGGUUUGCAUUAACGUUGACCCUUUUCUCGAAUGUUAUCGUAACUGUGUACCUGAAAAUGUUAAUACGUGUAAGGAUUGCCCGUGAACCUGAUAACGAUCAAUUUCUUUAUCGAUCUCUCGUUGCUUCUAGUUUAGCGAUUAUACUCGUGUAUUUUAUUAAUUAAAGUAUACACGAUUUAUUUAUAUUGUCAAUGUGUAGAUGAUGUUAGAAUGUUUAAAAGCGAUGGUACCAAAAAUUGAUUUUAAGAAGUAAUUGCGGGUAGAAAAAGAUAUAAUAAGGAAAUUAAUUCGUAGUUGUUUUUUGACGAUUUUAUCAUUUAUUUAUUUUGAUUCUAAAGUAGAAGAAUAUUAAAGCGCUCGAGUAAAAAUCUUUUUCCAAGUGUGUCCCGAUAUUUGUUUAAUCGUUUUAAUGUAAGUAUGUCGCGAAAAGAAGACAUUACCAGUGAGUAUUAAUCAUAGUGUACGUAAGAUCUGACCGCAGAUCGAAAAAUGAAAUAUGUUAGUUGUAACACGUCAGGUACCACAGAUAUAUUUUAAUGCUUUUAAAUAGUUAUACUAAAUAAUUAUACGAAACACAUAUUUUAAAAUAAAAAUGUUUGUAUAACUUACUUAAAUAAAUAUUACGCAAAGAA
Molecule: messenger RNA, 1077 nt
Organism: Apis laboriosa (Himalayan honeybee)
Lineage: Eukaryota; Metazoa; Arthropoda; Insecta; Hymenoptera; Apidae
Product: homeodomain-only protein-like
Exons: 3
Coding region: 77-457 (126 amino acids)
Biological process (GO): cell differentiation; regulation of transcription by RNA polymerase II
Cellular component (GO): nucleus
Molecular function (GO): DNA binding
Source: RefSeq, a predicted model, not a curated record